AUGUUUGGUGACGAAGUCGCUGUCACUACCCUCCCUCAAAAUGGACUUUCACGACAUCACAAGAUUAUUGAAUCCCUUCUCGACAAAGGAGAAAUUGCAGUGAUCCCAGUACCCGGAAAGAUGACUGCCCACUGCCCCGACAACAGUCGUGAUUAA
This is a messenger RNA of Aspergillus ochraceoroseus IBT 24754, 156 nucleotides long. RefSeq lists its product as uncharacterized. Bases 1 to 156 code for a protein of 51 amino acids. The transcript is spliced from 2 exons. The record is from RefSeq and is a predicted model, not a curated record. NCBI's taxonomy places the organism in Eukaryota, Fungi, Ascomycota, Eurotiomycetes, Eurotiales, Aspergillaceae.